GAUGAUGCUAAGGAACGUUCUGCUUCGAUGUGAAAGCUUUGUUUCGUUGUGGUGUUAUGUAUUUUGUUCAUGAGCAUUGAAGUUGUUGGUGGCAUCAAGGCAAAUAGUUUGGCUAUACUAACCGAUGCAACUCAUUUGCUCACUGAUGUUGCUGCUUUUUCUAUCUCAAUGCUCUCCCUGUGGGCUUCUUCCUUGGAAGCCAAUCCGAGGCAGAGUUACGGGUUCUUCAGGAUUGAGAUUUUGGGUGCUCUUGUCUCAAUCCAGCUCAUUUGGUUACUCACUGGGAUCUUGGUCUAUGAAGCCAUAACUAGACUCAUUCAACAGACUAAUGAUGAUGUUGAUGGUUUCUUUAUGGUUCUUGUUGCUGCUUUUGGUUUAGUUGUUAACAUCAUAAUGAUUGUUGUGCUUGGACAUGAUCAUGGUAAUGGCCAUUGUCAUAGUCAUAGUCAUAAUCAUGAGCAUGGUCAUGGCAUUCAUGAUCAUGAUCAUGGUCAUGGAGAUAAUGAUGAGCAAUUGUUGGAGAAACCGAAGGAAGGGAGGAACAUCAAUGUGCAAGGAGCUUAUCUUCAUGUUCUUGGAGAUUUAAUCCAAAGCAUUGGAGUAAUGAUCGGAGGGGGAAUGAUUUGGUAUAACCCUAAAUGGAAAAUAAUUGACCAUAUCUGCACGUUAGUAUUUUCUAUUAUUUUUUUAGGGACAACCCUUCAUUGGAACUCGUUUUUGACAAAAACGAUGCUUCGAAGCAUACUUGAUGUUUUAAUGGAGAGUACACCGAGAGAGAUCGAUGCAAAGCAGCUUGAAAAAGGAUUAAUGGAGAUUGAGGAAGUGGUGUCUGUUCAUGAACUUCAUAUUUGGGCAAUUACAGUUGGAAAGGUAUUGUUUUCUUGUCAUGUCAAGAUUAAACAAGAAGCUAAUGAUGCUAUGGUGCUUAACAAAGUGACUGAUUAUAUUUGGAGAGAGUAUAGUAUCAGUCACGUUACCAUACAAAUCGAGCGUUAAAAUAACAAAGCAAGUUGAUAUCUCUUAUUUUCUGUCAUUUUCAUCAUCCAAAUUCAGUCUUUCUUUUCGUUUUUUUGCUUAAUCGUGUUCUUUCCUUUACAUUGUUGUUUGAUAUCUCAUUGUUUUUAUUUAUGAAAAAGGUUUUUUUAUUCUUGUCUUAAAAAUGACAGCUAAAAGGACAUGAGGUUAGGUUUUUGUGUUAUGUUACUAUAGAAGAAUCUGAAUCAUUAAGGCUUAUCUUUGAUAAUAGGCAAUACAGAAAAGAGUGGGGGCAUGUUUGUCCUGAGAGCAAAUAACCAUAGCUCGUGUGUGACACUAGCAACCAUAUGAGUAUAUUACAGUACACAAUUGAUAACAACAACAAAAAAAGAUUUCAAACUUUCUUUGGAGUUUUAGUCUAGUUGAUAAGGUUUCUAAGGUCUUCGUUAACUAUACAAAGGUUGACUCUUUGUUUCUUUGUUGAGGAUUUUGUGAGACUGAAUAUGAGUUAACCCAC
Messenger RNA from Brassica napus (rape), 1492 nucleotides. Its product is annotated as metal tolerance protein A1. Lineage: Eukaryota; Viridiplantae; Streptophyta; Magnoliopsida; Brassicales; Brassicaceae. Bases 70 to 996 code for a protein of 308 amino acids. Gene Ontology annotation, biological process: zinc ion transmembrane transport. The transcript is spliced from 2 exons. Gene Ontology annotation, cellular component: plasma membrane; vacuole. The record is from RefSeq and is a predicted model, not a curated record. Gene Ontology annotation, molecular function: zinc ion transmembrane transporter activity.